Messenger RNA from Fonsecaea multimorphosa CBS 102226, 549 nucleotides. RefSeq lists its product as uncharacterized. The transcript has a single exon. Bases 1 to 549 code for a protein of 182 amino acids. The record is from RefSeq and is a predicted model, not a curated record. Lineage: Eukaryota; Fungi; Ascomycota; Eurotiomycetes; Chaetothyriales; Herpotrichiellaceae.
AUGUGCACCACCAAGCGGUAUCUGUUCCUCUGCUGUCACCCCGCCACACAUCGCUUCCGCAACACCCUGUGCGACUCACCCAGCGUUCGUGGAUGUCAGGUCCGAGACUUCAACAUCAUCCUUGGACACCCGUGCAAAAAGUGCAGCGACCACGGUCUAGCCUCAAUGCACAUGGACCUCGGUGCAGAACAAGAAUCUGGCGCUGAUGAUGUUUGGUAUAUCCCCACCAGAUGUUUCGUCGACGCCGGGUUUCGCACACUGGACCCUUUCAAGAAAGCCGAGACCUCAGAACCCUCAACGCCAACCUCACAGUCCACCAGACAUUCAGUGGACGAGGACCCCUUGACACCGCCACUGACUCCGACCAAGAUCAAGGCCAGCGACCCAAACUUUUGCAGAAGACUCCUUCGUCGACUGACGUUGAAGAAGCUUAGCCCCUGUUGUACUCUCGAGACCCAGUACGGGGGAUACGAAGCCACGAGGAUUGAAGGACUGGAUAACCGCGUUGAUGGAGUCAUCAGGGACAGUUUUUGCGAAUCGCAGUUUUGA